ACCUUAUUGAAAAUUUUAUCAGAAACUGAGUGCUUUCGGAAGCUAUUUCAUUCAUAAGCAUUAUCAUCAUGGCCGAUGUUUAGUAAAAAUGCGAUUGUUAAUACACGUAUUGUUUCUUUUUUUAUUUUUAAUUCAUGGUCAAUGCUCGGAUGAGAAUCCGACUUCAGAUGUAUCAACCACACAUAAUGAAGGUAGUAAGACAGUUGAAGGGAAAGCAGAAGAGUUGGCUGAAUCUGCCUCAGAUAUUCAAUCAGAAUCAGGAGCAGUCAAUCAACCUCCACCGCCACCGUUACCGCAGUCACCACUAAGCACACGGCGUCCAAAUGAUCGUCGCAAAGCUCGCGAUCGUCGUCAUAAAGCGGCGGUUAAACUUCGUAAAAAGAAAGGCAGGCGAGCUCGUCAUCAUGCCCCAAAAGGACCGCGCUUACGUAGAAUCCAACGUAUUCGUCGUCGUUAUAAAGCAAUGGCAAAAAGACGUGGAAAAAAACAUUAGGUAACUGAGCCAUGGUAUCACUUUUCUAGCUUUUCGGAAUAAAGUAGGUAAGCAUGUAUCUACUGAUAAUUGACAUGAUCGUAUUAACUUUCCUUCCAUCGACUGUAUCAAAAAAAUAUAAAUCACUAACCAAAUCGAUUUAAAAAAAUUCUCUCGAGAUAAAAAUGGGCCAAAAAAAGGUUCUGGAAGAAAAUUGCCUACCUACUUAAUUCCCUCCCAAUUUUCGCAUUUCAAGUUUACCCAUCUCUAUCUAUUAAAUACACAGUUCCAGUACCAUAUACCUAAGUAAUUGGCUCUUAUCCUAAAAAAAAAAUUGUCGCAUCAUCAGGAGAAAAUAAUAAAGGUACAUUUUUUCUAUA
This is a messenger RNA of Planococcus citri (citrus mealybug), 852 nucleotides long. RefSeq lists its product as uncharacterized. The record is from RefSeq and is a predicted model, not a curated record. The coding region runs from base 89 to 493 and encodes 134 amino acids. The transcript has 3 exons. Lineage: Eukaryota; Metazoa; Arthropoda; Insecta; Hemiptera; Pseudococcidae.